Molecule: messenger RNA, 694 nt
Organism: Cariama cristata (Red-legged seriema)
Lineage: Eukaryota; Metazoa; Chordata; Aves; Cariamiformes; Cariamidae
Product: protein piccolo-like
Exons: 3
Coding region: 11-418 (135 amino acids)
Biological process (GO): presynaptic active zone assembly; protein localization to synapse
Cellular component (GO): glutamatergic synapse; axon; cytoskeleton of presynaptic active zone
Molecular function (GO): structural constituent of presynaptic active zone
Source: RefSeq, a predicted model, not a curated record
AACACAGGUUAUGGGUGAAAUCAAGAUUGCAUUAAAGAAGGAAAUGAAGACAGAUGGAGAACAGCUGAUAGUAGAAAUCCUCCAGUGCAGAAAUAUCACAUACAAAUUUAAAUCUCCAGAUCAUCUACCAGACCUGUAUGUGAAGCUGUAUGUUGUCAAUAUCUCUACCCAAAAGAGAGUAAUUAAGAAGAAAACCAGGGUAUGCAGGCAUGACCGAGAGCCUUCAUUCAAUGAAACGUUUAGAUUUAACUUGAGUCCUGCUGGGCAUUCUCUUCAGAUUCUACUUGUCUCCAAUGGAGGGAAGUUUAUGAAAAAGACGCUGAUUGGGGAAGCUUAUAUCUGGCUUGACAAAGUGGAUCUAAGGAAAAGAAUAGUAAACUGGCACAAACUGUUGGUCAGCUCCACACAAACACACUGAGCAGAGCUGUCUGCUUAGGGCACAAAACCUGCAGAGUCUGCUAUUAACAGCAUCACUCCAAGACUAUAGUUUGAUAUCAUUGUGUUUAGCUAGUCUUUCAGAAUACAAAGUAGAAAAGAGCAGUCUCGGGGCUACAUAGCACACUUAAAUGAGGGCUAGUACACUUGUUUUGCUGCACAAGACAGCAAAGUAAAAGAAAACCUGGGCCCAGAAGUUAAAGUGAGGCUGUUUGAAAUGAAGACUGAUACGAGGGCCGCAUGUUGUUGGACUCUUUGU